AUGUGCCAUUAUACGCUGGCAUUUGGUGCUGAUGAGUCUGCCAAAAGCCAAGGUGAUGAAGGAAUGGAAUCAUCUGCUCCUCCGAAACAAAGCUUCGUUACAGUUUCCACAUACAACCUUCAAAAUAUGACGAUACUCACUGGGUAUAAUAUAUACAGCUUUCGAGUGCUAAUGAACCCCAACUUGUCUGACGCAGAAAGGCUUUCUGAGGAAUGGUAUGUGGCAACGUCAAUGUAUCAUGAAUUUAUGGAAUUCACUUUCGAUGGAGACUCUCUCAAAGAGGAAAUAAACGAAGCAGUUUUUCAUGGCGCACUUUAUGAGCCAAUGUGGCGUCGAGAACAAAAAUCUGAACUUGGACGGGCAGGCGAGGCUUCCGUAAAAAAUCCCCAUGCAAUCCAAAGUAUUCAUUCUAAUCAGAUCUACUUUAAGUGUUUGGAGGCACACACUCUAAAAUACUAUGGACCUGUUUUAGGAAGCACUCUAGAUCCAUGGCCAGAAUACGACGCAGCAAGGCAUGGUGAUGCACCUCAGCUUGUACUACCCUUGGGCUCAACAUGGACAUCUCCUCUGCCUAUAUAUGCACACCCAAUUUCGAUCAGAGGGCUUCUGGUCCUUAUAUACCAGAAAGUAUGGGAUAUUCCACCCUGCUAUGCACAUGCAAUCACCAUCGAAGAUGAUUAUGCUAAAGAUAUUGAUUAUCAAUACAAAGUUGUUCUUCCGUCUAAUUUCAACGGAUAUUUAUCGCCAGUGUCAGUCAUUACCCCCACCCUGCACGGGUUUUCGAAACCGAGUAAACGUACUUAUGCAGAAUAUCUCGUGUUAAAUCAAGAUGGGAGAAUGGACAAAGCCAAAACUCUUCAAAGUCGUCUUGAAAGAUUUCGCGAUUUAUUUCAUGAAAUCAAUGCAACUAUGCAUCAACAAUUCAAAACACUCAUGGAUAACGCGUGGUUAUUUGCUUAUUUCCAAGAACCGCCGGAACCUGAUAUUGAGGAAGCAGAAUAUGAGAAUGAUUUUGAGAAAUGGCUUGAUAAUUGGACAGAGUCCUCGAACAAGCUUACUGAAGCCUUGGAUGGCACAGCCAUUAGUUCCAGCUUACAUGGCAACAAAUAUCAUGAAGAAGAAAUCAAUCAACGUAUCAAUCUCAUAAGUUUCGGAGCAAAUCUAUCGAAGCUUAUCGAAUUACUUAAAUUCAUAGAAGGAGAAAAUGAUAUGAAUUUGCAAAGGUACUACAAUAAUAGCAUCGAUACCUACUGGGCCAGUCGCCGAAAGCUCUCUCCUGAAUCCGAUUACGCGACUGUCGUUGCGAACAAUGCGUCGAGUGCACAAGAGGCAGAAAAGUGA
Botrytis fragariae is the source of this 1341-nucleotide messenger RNA. RefSeq lists its product as uncharacterized. The record is from RefSeq and is a predicted model, not a curated record. The transcript has 5 exons. Bases 1 to 1341 code for a protein of 446 amino acids. NCBI's taxonomy places the organism in Eukaryota, Fungi, Ascomycota, Leotiomycetes, Helotiales, Sclerotiniaceae.